Molecule: messenger RNA, 1769 nt
Organism: Vicugna pacos (alpaca)
Lineage: Eukaryota; Metazoa; Chordata; Mammalia; Artiodactyla; Camelidae
Source: RefSeq, a predicted model, not a curated record
UUCUCCAGAUAUGUGCCCAGGAGAGGGACUGUUGGAUCAUAUGGUAACUCUAUUUUUAGUUUCUUAAAGAAUCUCCAGUGUUUUCCAUGGUGUCUGUACCUAUUUACAUUCCUACCAACAGUGUAGGAGGGUUCCCUCUUCUCCACACUCAGACGUAUUCUUAAUCAGCCUUCUUGUUUCACCUGAGAUGUGGUUUACCUCUUGUUGUCCAUUUCCCUACACUGGAAUACAGGCUUUUUGAGGCGGGGGAUUUGUAUGGUGUGUUACAGCAUCUCUGGUACAUGAACUGUGCAAAGGCAUCAGUGUCAUUGUGCUGACCGAACAAGAGAAUAAAUUGACCUAUGGUACAGAUGAGGGAAGUGUGGCUGGAGGGUCAGUGGCUCUGCCCUGAAUGUACCUGUGUGGUCUUCAUUCCUUUUGAUUCACAGACAGCAGAAAGGACUUUACCUCAGUCAGAGCAGGUUACAGGUGAAGGGGCUUAGAACAACUUUCUAGGUAUAAAUGUGUCAUCAUAAUUUUGAUGGUGAGGACGGUGUCAGUUAGCUCUGUCUUUGCCAGGUGCUCUGCUAAACUGUCUGAAUCCUCAAACAACAGCAGCAAACCCUAAGUAGUGGUACCCGUAUUACCCCUGUGUUAGCCAUUAGUAACAGAGCAGUGGAGGCUUCUGCAAGUUCCCUUGCCCAAGGGUGGGUGCGCAGCACUAGGAUGGGGAGUCAGAUGCAUGUCCUUUUAACUGCACAGUCCUGGUGCUAACCGCUGCUCUCUCCUGCCUCUCCUUCUGUAGGCAUUUGCAUCAAGUGUGGCCUUGGCAUCUACGGAGCAAGGCAGGCGUGCCAGGCAAUGGGGAGCCUGUAUCACACCGAUUGCUUCACCUGCGACUCCUGUGGAGGGAGAGAAGUGCUGAGAAAUGGCAGCAGGGGCAUCACCCCUGGUUUCCAGCGACCCAGGGACCCCCUUCUUGACCCUCAUCCUUGCAGGGAGACGACUUCGCGGGAAGGCAUUCUACAAUGUGGGUGAGAAAGUGUACUGCCAGGAGGACUUCCUGUACUCCGGGUUCCAGCAAACGGCUGACAAGUGUAGCGUGUGUGGACACCUCAUCAUGGAGAUGAUCCUGCAGGCCCUUGGCAAGUCCUACCACCCGGGCUGUUUCCGGUGCUCCGUGUGCAAUGAGUGCCUGGAUGGGGUGCCCUUCACUGUGGACGUGGAGAACAACAUCUACUGUGUCAGAGAUUAUCACACGGUUUUUGCACCAAAAUGUGCCUCCUGUGCCCGUCCUAUCCUCCCUGCACAGGGCUGCGAGACAACCAUCCGUGUGGUGUCCAUGGACAGAGACUACCACGUGGAAUGCUAUCACUGUGAGGACUGCGGGCUGCAGCUGAGCGGGGAGGACGGACGCCGCUGCUACCCCCUGGAGGGCCACCUGCUGUGCCGCCGCUGCCACCUGCGGCGCCUCCGGCCCGGCCCGCUUCCCUCACCUGCUGUGCACGUCACAGAGCUCUGAGCGGGGCUGGGAGCCCGCCCUGGCGCUGUGUGUGCGCGCAUGUGUGUCCGUGUGCGUGUGUGUGCGCACGCGCGCGUGUCUCUCGACGCGCGCGCGGGCGACGGGUGACCCAGGUCAGUGCCCGAGUUUUGUGUCAGGGGGCGCGGCCGCCGACUCCCACCCCCACCCCUACCCCCACUUGCCACCGAGCUGCUGUCCGAGGGGCCGGCCCCGCGGCGAAGCUACUUAUAUUUAUUCACCGUCUGUGCCUCCUCAAGCCGCUUCCUUC